CACGAGAGCGUCUCAGGGCAAUGGCUUUAGAAUCGGCGACCUCUAACGGUACAACUGAUGAAAACCAUCCAGAAAAAGGCGACGAGUGGAAAAAAGGAUGGUUACUUAAGAAAACUCACUACACCAAGCGCUGGAAAAUGAUGUGGUUUCACAUCAAAGAGGGACAGCUUGUCUAUGGAUUUAAUGAAAAGUCAGCAGAAAAGGCCAUUAAUCUGGUUGGAGCCAAGGUGGAGCUGCUGGAGGGUGCUGGGGCUCUUGUCUGGAGCGUCACCCCGAGGGACAGUGAGCGCAGCUUCCUGCUGCAGGCGCGCACCGCGGAGGAGCGUCAGGCCUGGAUGAGCGCCAUCUGUGAGGCUCAGCCAAGGGGCAAGGAACUCGACCGGAAGUUGAAGUCGGGUGGGGGCUGCCAUCUUUUAGCAGAACUUCACUUGCGUUAGCAUUCCCAUUGACUCCCAUUCAUUUUGGCGUCACUUUGACAGCGAAUAACUUUACAUCUGAGGCGUUUAAAGACUCUGUUUGUCCAUUAUUUAUUUCUAAAGAUACACGACAAUAUAUAAAGGGCUCCAUUACCUUCUAUGUUACAUUAUGGCCCCGUAUAAACAGUUUUUGUAAAAAAUAGGCUAACGAUUGCGUCAUAACCACUCGGCUCUCUGUCGCAUUACCGUACAGACAGGAGGAGAAGCUCGCAGGUAAUUAACUUAAUAUGGCGUACUGGCGUUACAUUUUAAAAUACUAUACAAAAUAAUUAAUCAGAAUACUUACUCCUGCUCUCUCACGCCAAAGAACUCCCGGCUCAAGCUCGCCGUCUCUGCAAGAUUAACGAUGGCAGUUUGCACGCACAGCUAUUAGAAGAUUUACAUCUGUCAGACAGGUUGCUGACGUCGUCAAGCUUCGUUUGAGUCUGCGCGUCAGAAACGGAAGUGCUAAAAAACGCUAAAACUGGGCUUCAUUUGUCUCAAUUGAGUUCCAAUGGGGUCGCUGUGUCCAUUUCUUUUACUGUCUAUGGGCUCAGCUCAGCUCCCUGCAGCACAGAUCCAACGCGUGCGUGCUGCAGUAACUACACCUGCUGCACCUUCACCGACAGACGGAGUUUAGAGUUUUAUACACAUAUUGUCUUUACUUUACAUGAUUUUAAAACAUGAUUUAUGUAAGACAUUUUUGAUAAAGUCGUUUUCCUACAAAAAGUUCAAAUUUGAUGUGUAUAUGUUUUAAUAAAGCACAUUGAUAGUU
Carassius gibelio (silver crucian carp) is the source of this 1230-nucleotide messenger RNA. RefSeq names its product pleckstrin homology-like domain-containing protein. Bases 21 to 437 code for a protein of 138 amino acids. The record is from RefSeq and is a predicted model, not a curated record. The transcript has 2 exons. Lineage: Eukaryota; Metazoa; Chordata; Actinopteri; Cypriniformes; Cyprinidae.